Fusarium keratoplasticum is the source of this 1359-nucleotide messenger RNA. RefSeq lists its product as uncharacterized. The transcript is spliced from 2 exons. Lineage: Eukaryota; Fungi; Ascomycota; Sordariomycetes; Hypocreales; Nectriaceae. The record is from RefSeq and is a predicted model, not a curated record. Bases 1 to 1359 code for a protein of 452 amino acids.
AUGGGCAGAGCUACAAAUUUGCACAAGGCAAGCAACAUAGUCAGAGCAGACUCGCCAGAUGGGACCACCGAUUCUGAAUUCAACCCUACAUUUACCACGGAAAUUUCCACAGCCAUAUUCAACAGUUUGCAUGUCCGAAGGGCACAGCGACCUGCCACAACGGUCAAAAACAAGACUGGCCGUUACCCCUGGGAAUGGCUACCUACCUGCAAAUAUAUCUGCAGCAUCAACUUUCUUGCGACUUUUCGUGCGCUGGUAAAUGAAUGGGAGCGACAACAAGAGCCAAGAAGGGUUUCACUGGAGACGCUAUGUUCAUACAUGAAGGACACAUACGGGCCUGGGAUGGUAUAUCAAGAAAUUGGCCAAACCAAAAGGCGAUUCUUUGGCAGAAGAGCGGUUGCAGCAUCAGAUGAGUUAGGAAGCACAGAAGGUUUUCUCGAGGCCGUCCCCAUUGUCCGGACAAGGGUCAGACAGCGAAGAAUAUCAGCACCAACUGGACCCAACAGGAGACGCCCUAUCUCUACUCGCUCGACCACGCGGAGGAGAACGAGGGUUGAGAACGACACGCCAGCCGCUGCUGAGUUACCCCGUUCCGCUCACAGAGCAACUGUCGCCGUAGUCUGUCUCUCGUCUGAUACUAAAGAGAGCUCUGCCUGCAAGGAAAUUCGAGUUUGCUCGCCACCGCCUGACACCACAUCAGGUAGCACUUCGUUGGGGACUACCAACACCGGCACAAACCAUGACAUUGAUCGCAUCCGGAUGGAUUUGCAGAAUGAAGUACAAAAAGCUGCCGAUGCUGUCACCCAACAGCUUGAAAGUGCGACGACCGCCUUGUCAGAAUGGGAGGGAGGCCUGCCUAAGAAGAGAAAGGAGAUUAAGCGGGCCGAGAAAAAGCUACAGGGGAUCAAGAACAAUGUGAACCAAGCUGCUUUAUUCCACGCCAAAUCGAAUUCGGCGCGCAAAGAUGCCAGGGCUAGCAUUGAGGAGAUUCGCAAUGAACUGGCAGAAGCCAAAGCCAAUCUUCCGGGCGGAUCUCCAAAAAGGCUUGCAGACAUACGAAGCCGCCUGGCCAAGGCCAAACUCAGCCAGGCCAAUGCCUCGGGAGCCUUCAACAUAGCACAAAGCAUCAUGGAUGAGUGGACUCGCAGAAAGACUGAAGCAGAGGUAAAAUUGACUGGGCUCAGGCGAGAAGUUCAAGACGAGGAAGCACGAGGCGAGCUUCUUCAAACGACGCUGAAGCAGGCGAGAAUACUCAGCACGGUGAAUGAAGUUGGACUUGAAGGGAUAGAGGAACUACUGGAAAAGUGUCCCCGCGUAGUUGCUUCUUCUAUGUAUAUUGUUGAGAAGAGAUCCAGAUGA